CGGCCGGGGCUCGGCGAUGCCGGGGCCGGGCCCGGCGGCGGGGGGGCUGCGCUCCGCCAACACGCGCGAGCUGUCCGAGGUGGUCUUCAACAACCGCAGCCCCCGCUGCGUGCUGCCGAUCUGGGUGGACUUCGAGGGCAGGCCGCGCUCCUACCCCGUGCUGCGGCCGCGCACCGGGCGGGUCAUGCACAGCUACCGCGGGCACCUGUGGCUGUUCCGGGACGCGGGGACCAACGACGGGCUCCUCGUCAACCAGCAGGAGCUGUUCGUGGCCGCGCCCGACGUCAGCAAGGCGGACAUCACCCUGCCAGUGUUCACCCUGAAAGAGAGAUGUCUGCAGGUAGUUCGCAGCCUGGUCAAACCGGUGGACUACAGGAAACUGGACAUCGUUCGGUCGUUGUAUGAAGAUCUGGAAGAUCACCCAGAUAUUAAGAAGGAUCUUCAGCGGCUUGCUCUGGAGAGAAGCGAAACAUUAAGGAAUGAAAUUCUAGAAUAAAAUGGACAUUAUUCAUUCUAGACCAUUUAAACAGCAAACCACUGAGUUAAAGCAGGAGUAGUCACCGUGAAACAUGCCAAGAGCAAAUGCCCGUAUUUGAAGUUCUGAAACAAACUCAGACAAAUUGUAGAAAACUUGCUUUGAUGGUAAGUCAGAUUCAAAAGGCUAAACAGGAUGUAAAAGUAUGCCGGGUUUGUGAGGGUUCAGUUCUGCUCUUAGCUGAGCGCAUUGCAGACCCACGACUCUUGCGUGCACGAAGCUCAGAGAUGUUUCCUUUGGACUAUUUCAGAACAUUCCGUAGUGGCACAGGAUCAGGCUGUCUGUUCGGAGAAUAGGUGUGCAGUUCACCUUUCUCUGUAUUAGAAAGGAAGUUGCAUCAAGGAUUAAUUUAAUUCAGACUCUAAAAAGUGGCAGACCAACACCAGUUUUGCUUGAACACUUUGGUUUUGGUGGAAUUUCACCCUCUUGCACUUAGGUUAAGUUUGCCUUUGAAUCACAGAGCGUGGGGUGUGUUUAUGUGAGAGCUUCCACCAUCACCUUCGGAGGGCCUGACCGAAACUUCUGUGUUGGUGGAAAGAUGACGUGUAAACUCCUGGUUUUUAUUCUCUGCCUCUUACCUUUGUAAAGGUUUCCAUAAAACCCUGUUGUGUCAACUGAUGCUGACCAAUUUUUACACAGGAAAUGCCUCGAAUGCCUUAUUUGUCCUUCAUUCUUGAAUUCUUGCCUAGUUUAUCUCCCUAGGCGAUUGAACCUUGUCAGCCACAUAGACUGCAUCUUUGUAUUGGGACCCCUUUUUCUUCUGCACCACCGUACCUGCACCCACAGCUUCCCAUACGUGUACCAGGUAGCGUUCACAGAUGGUAGAUGCUUUGAGCCCGGCCUUUCCCCGUGGCAGGGCAAUUUGUGUCACAGCGAGAGGCCUUUUGGGGAGCGCGGGCCGUUCGGGUUGCUCGUGCCUCCCAGGGAGCAGCUGGCAGGCUGCAGCAGCUCACGCAGGCAUAUUGCUAGUUCCUCUCAAAGAGGUCUGUGCUUUUAUUGCAGCCUGGAUGAGUAGAUUAAAUGUUCCUUUGCCUGUAUUCUGUUCCCCCAGACCUCAAUUUUAAUGUGCAUUUGUGCAAGUAUGUGCCCGUAAUUCAAAGCAGCGUUGGUUUUAGCAGGUCCACAAGCUGCCCACAAAGCAGCAGAUGCAGGUGCUGUUCAACGUUCGGAGACGCAGACUGAUGAGAGAUCGUAGCAGGCCGUUUCUGUGGCCCAAGAUUCUUUUUAGUUACAUAUUCUAAAAAAUACAGUUGUGAAACUGACUGAGAAUAUCCAUGUAUUAUGUAAAUAUGAAAUGUCGCCCCUUCUUGUAGACUUUUUUCUUACUUAAGUGUAUGAACUGAUCUUUGUCAUAAAAUAGAAAUGCACAUUUACGUUUUGACUCUAA
Messenger RNA from Oxyura jamaicensis (ruddy duck), 1922 nucleotides. RefSeq names its product von Hippel-Lindau tumor suppressor (gene VHL). The coding region runs from base 17 to 496 and encodes 159 amino acids. The record is from RefSeq and is a predicted model, not a curated record. Lineage: Eukaryota; Metazoa; Chordata; Aves; Anseriformes; Anatidae. The transcript is spliced from 3 exons.